Cordyceps fumosorosea ARSEF 2679 is the source of this 639-nucleotide messenger RNA. Its product is annotated as translocation protein (Sec66). Gene Ontology annotation, biological process: post-translational protein targeting to membrane, translocation. The record is from RefSeq and is a predicted model, not a curated record. Gene Ontology annotation, cellular component: Sec62/Sec63 complex. Lineage: Eukaryota; Fungi; Ascomycota; Sordariomycetes; Hypocreales; Cordycipitaceae. The coding region runs from base 1 to 639 and encodes 212 amino acids. The transcript is spliced from 2 exons.
AUGCAAUUUGAUCCUCCCCGACGCGCAGCCGAGAGCGCAAACCUCGCACCCUGGUUCGGCCCCAACCUCCAGCGCAACGUGUACAUGUCGCUCCUCCACGCAGAGCCCGCGGAGGGCAGCCAAGGCCCCGCCGUCCCCGAGAGCGUGCUCAAGGCCGCGCUCGUCCGCCGCGCCGUCGAGGACAUCCAGCGCCUCAUCCAGAUCAAGACGGCCAAGCAGGCGUGCAGCUCCCUGCUGCAGCGCGGCAGCGUCGGCGAUGACCUGUGGCAGCGCUUCCAGCGCGCCGAGCGCGAGAUGGAGGAUGAGCUGCGCGAUGUCGUCACCGAGGCCAACGCGCUCGCGCCCAACUGGGGCCACGCCAUCUUCCAGUCCGCGCACGAGAUCGCCUCCAACACCAAGCUCCGCGAGAGCCUCGCCGAGAUCGAGACCCAGGCCGCCUCCGAGAAGGCCUGGUGGGAGAAGCGCCGCGGCCAGAUCCAGUCCGCCUUCAUCCGCGAGCUCGACCAGGAAUCCACCAUCGCUGCCGACGCCAAGCAGCAGCCCAAGGCGGCCGCCGCCAAGGCUGGCAGCAGCACUGUCGCGAGCGAAGAUGAGGCCGUGCUGGUGGAUGCGCCGGCGGCUAAGAGCGGCGGGAACUAG